Messenger RNA from Cottoperca gobio, 4102 nucleotides. It is a transcript of the gene fmnl1b, whose product is annotated as formin-like 1b. NCBI's taxonomy places the organism in Eukaryota, Metazoa, Chordata, Actinopteri, Perciformes, Bovichtidae. Gene Ontology annotation, biological process: regulation of cell shape; cell migration; cortical actin cytoskeleton organization. Bases 163 to 3393 code for a protein of 1076 amino acids. Gene Ontology annotation, cellular component: cytosol. The transcript has 27 exons. Gene Ontology annotation, molecular function: small GTPase binding; actin filament binding. The record is from RefSeq and is a predicted model, not a curated record.
GGAAAUAACGAAAGGUCACAGGCCAGUGCCUCACAGAGCCUCACACUUAACUUUGAAUUACUAGAUACAAAAUAUAUUUUAUAUAUAUUUUCUUUUGGCUGUUACUAAGUGAGGCAGGUUUUUCGGAGCAGUGUAUUUCUUGGAUCUAUUGAAUUUACAAUCAUGGGAAAUGCAGCAGGAAGCAUGGAGGUACCUCAGGGUAAAGAGGGCAAGACGGUGUCGGCCCCUCCAGGCUCCACAGGCUCCCAGAAUCAAACCGCAAAACUCCCGAUGCCACCUGAAGAAGAAGUGGAGCAACGCUUCGGUGCAGUGCUGAACACGAUGAAUCUUCCUCCAGACAAGGUGAAGAUCCUCAGUCAGUACGACAACGAGAAGAAGUGGGACCUGAUCUGUGACCAGGAGCGGUUUCAAGUGAAGAACCCACCAUCUGCUUAUUUGGAGAAGCUGAAGAGUUAUCUGGAUCAUGGAGGAGUCAGUAGGAAGUUUAAGAGACGUGUCCAGGAAUCUACUCAGAUCCUGAGAGAGUUGGAGAUUUCCCUAAGGACCAAUUACAUAGGCUGGGCUCAGGAGUUCUUAAACGAGGAGAACCAAGGCUUGGAUGUUCUUGUGGAUUAUCUGUCCUUUGCCCACAGAGCUGUCAUCUAUGAUGUGGACCCUUUGGACAAUGGCAUGCUGCCCACAGACAAAAGCAAAACUGUGGACAGGUCAGUGGAAGAUCUGAGCAGAAGUGCCAGCAACUCACCUACUCACAGCGCCUCGAAGGCCAGCAAGGCCUUCACAGUCAGGAAAACCCUGAGAAGCUCUCGUGUCGUGAGCCAGACAGAUGACGUUCAUCUCUGCAUCAUGUGUUUACGUGCCAUCAUGAACUAUCAGUCUGGGUUCAACCUGGUGAUGAAGCAUCCCUGCUGUGUCAACGAGAUCACGCUCAGCCUCAACAACAGAAACCCAAGGACCAAAGCCCUGGUGCUGGAGCUGCUGGCGGCCGUGUGUUUGGUGAGAGGAGGGCAUGACAUCAUCCUCUCCGCCUUCGACAACUUCAAAGAGGUGUGUGGAGAGAGAGGUCGGUUUGAGAAGCUCAUGGAGUAUUUCCACCAUGAGGACAGCAACAUCGACUUCAUGGUGGCUUGUAUGCAGUUUAUCAACAUUGUGGUCCACUCGGUAGAAAACAUGAACUUCAGGGUCCACCUCCAGUAUGAGUUCACUAGUCACGGGCUGGAUGACUACCUUGAGAAGUUGAAGUUCACAGAGAGUGACAGACUGCUGGUGCAGAUUCAGGCCUAUCUGGACAAUGUGUUUGAUGUGGGAGCGCUGCUUGAGGAUGCAGAGACCAAGAACGCUCUGCUGGAACACAUGGAGGAGCUGCAGGAGCACAACAUGCAGUUAAGCUGCAGGCUGCAGGAGAGUGAGAGGGAGGCUGUGGAGAAAGUGUCAGAAAUGGAGAAGAAGCUCAUUCAGAGCACAAAAGAAGUGGAGCUCCUAAAGGAGAGUCUACGUGAGUCCUGCUCCCAAGUGAUUCUCCUGCAGCAGCGAGAACGAGAGAGAGAGCAAGAGCGUGAGAGGGAGAGAGAGAGAGAGCGAGACAAGGAUCGAUCCACACAGGCCCUGAUGGAGCUGGAGGUCAAAGUCCAGGCUCUGGUGGAGCAGGGGCUGGUCCGAAUGAAGCGCUCCCCUUCCGGAAACUUGGACGUCCAGGUGGUCCCCAUCAUCCAGCACGUGGUAGAGAAAGCUAAAGAAGAAGCAGAUUCAGGUAAAGACCACGAGUCCUCUCCCCCCUCCUCAGACCCUCAGCCUCCCCUCUCUGAGGAUCCUCUGCAGUCAUCAGUGCCAGCUCCUCCACCUCCUCCUCCUCCUCCUCCUCCUCCUCCUCCUCCUCCAGGCUCAACUGGCACUCCACCUCCUCCUCCUCCUCCUCCUCCUCCACCAGUGGCUCCACCACCUCUGCUGCUUCUUGGAGGUGGUACGACCCAGCCAUCAGGGGAUGGGAGCUCAGGUUGUAAAAAGAAGAAGCCUAUUCAAACCAAAUACCGCAUGCCGCUGUUGAACUGGCAGGCGCUCAAAUCCAACCAGGUGGCAGGAACCAUCUUCAUCGAGCUGGACGAUGAGCACGUCUUAGAGGAGCUCAACAUGGCGUCUUUUGAGGAGCAGUUCAAGACGAAGGCCCAGUCCACCCCUGUCCAGCUCGGGACCCUCAAGAUGAAACUGGCCCACAAGACCCCCAGUAAAGUUUCUCUGAUGGAGCCCAACAGGGCCAAAAACCUGGCUAUCACCCUGCGCAAGGAGGGGAUGGCUGCAUCUGAUAUCUGCUGUGCAAUCGAGACGUACAACCAGAGAGCUCUGAGCCUGGACUUCCUCGAGCUGCUGGAGCGUUUCAUCCCCACAGAGUACGAAAUGAAACUCAUCCACAAUUACGAGUGUGAGGGCAGGCCAUUGGACGAGCUCAGCGAGGAGGACCGCUUUAUGGUCCGCUUCAGCAAGAUCCCGCGGCUUUCCCAGCGUAUCAGCACUCUCACCUUCAUGGGCAAUUUCCCCGAGAGUGUCCAGCUAAUACAGCCGCAACUGAACGCCAUCAUCGCCGCCUCCAUGUCGAUCAAAUCUUCCAGCAAACUGAAGAAAAUCCUCGAGAUCAUCUUAGCGUUUGGAAACUACAUGAACAGCAGCAAGCGGGAGGCAGCGUACGGCUUCCGGCUGCAGAGUUUAGACUUGCUGUUAGACACCAAAUCUACAGACCGGAAGCAGACAUUGCUGCACUUCAUCGUCAGCAUCAUCCGGGAGAAAUACCCGGAGGUGCAGUCCUACUACACGGAGCUGCACUUCCUGGACAAAGCAGCGCUGGUUUCUCUUGACAGCAUCCUGCAGGACGUGCGAGCUCUGGAGCGAGGCAUGGAGGCGACCAGGAGGGAGUUCUCUGUGGAGAAAGACAAUCCUGUGCUGCAGACGUUUCUCAGCAGCAACACUGAGCUGCUGCACUCGCUCAUAGCUGAUGGAAAAACUGCCCAGGAUGUGUAUGACUCCGCCGUGGAGUACUUUGGAGAGAACUCUAAAACCAAUCCACCCUCCAUGUUCUUCCCUGUCUUUGUCAGGUUCAUCAAAGCAUACAAGCAAGCGGAGCAGGAGAACGAGCAGAGAAAGAAACAACACGUGAACUGUGAAGCUCCAUCAACUCCACCUAAAGCUGAAGUCAUGGGGAAUAAGGUUUGUGUGACGUCCAAACUGCCGCAGAUGGAUCUGAUAGCAGAGCUGAAGAAGAGGCAGGUGUCUCCUCUGGUGAGGGAGGGGAAGGACGGAGCUAUCGAGGACAUCAUCACAGCUCUUAAGUCCGUGCCCUUCACGGCUCGCUCUGCUAAGCGCUCCUCUCGUCUCUUCUGCGACUCGGUCUUCAGCGACGAGAUUUAAGGAAUCAGCCGUACAGACGCACAGACGGCGGCCGACGCAGCGCCAGGUGGAAACCGGGACAACAGUUCCACGUGUCCUCAGACAUCUCCCUCUGAGCACCGAGAGCUUCGACUAGAAAAGCACAAAAGAUCCGAUGUUUAACUCACCGUGACAACCAUCCUACUCUCUCAUGCAUGCUGAGGAAUGCAGAGGUGGAAGCGCAUGUCAGAUAAAGAGUUCCUUCUCUCACAGACUGCGAGACAUCUUUCUGAAUAAAGUAAAGAGUACAAAGUUGGACGAUUGUAGAAACGUUCUGUGAUUUGAAUAAUCAAAUGUUGAAGUGGGUUAGCUGCUCGUGAUGCUGAUGACACUGGAUGUCAUUUGAGCUCGUUAGAACAAUUACAUGGUAGAAUUGAGCUGAUCUGUAACGAGAGCGCUUCAUUACCGCUCAGCUUAAAGUGAAUCUUCAAAAGGCGUUUAAAACAAACUUUGAUGGACGGACCUCUCAUAAAUCAUUUUGAUAGUUUUCUUAAAAAUGCUCAAGACAUGAUUUUUUAAUUGGUUUAAUUUGAAAUAGAAUCUUAAUUACUGCUGUCCGUCUUUCUGUCCCGAGGGUCUCAAAGAUUUAGGCUGAAGAUUUGUAAUAUAUUUAAAUUAUUUUUAUUACUGAAGUGUAAGAAUGAUAAACUUCUACUUUGCGUCUGCAUUUCAACAAAUAAAGCAUUUUAUA